AAGCAUUAUUCUUAUGUCAGCUCUCAAAAAAAUCUCUAUUGGUACACUAAUCAGGAUUUGGGUCUAAUUCGUUCUGCGAUUGGAUCUGUUUAUCUGAAUAUGUUUAGAGGUUGGAUCACUUCUCUCUCGGAGCCUCGAUUUGACAGCAUGGAACAACAUAACAUUGCUUAGGAAUUCCUCUGACCUAUUGCGAUUGUAGCGGACUUCGUUAGAGAAAAGUUGGAUAUCAUGGUAUUACCAGACUGGAAAAGUUGAUCACGGGGAAUGUAAAGGAAUAUUGCUCUUUCAUGUAGCAUUAUUUUUGUGUGACAAUUCAAAUUAGGUAACUUGUGUGAUUUGGGAUAUGGAGAACAUUUCGGAGAGUUCCAACCUAACAGAUUACCGGUGUGCUAUGUCUAGCAGUAGAGGAAAAGCAUAUAUUUGCAUCAUCUCGGAGUUUGCACCGAUGACCGUUUGGUUCGAUCGCUACGUCACUAUUUUCUGGUACUGUGUUGGAAUUACCGGAAAUUCUCUGACUAUUAAAAUAUGGUCCAGACGCGUGAGCAGGCUAAAUAUUUCUGCGCUUUAUUUAAUAGUACUCGCUUUUACAGAUUUGUUUUAUCUUUUUCUGCAUGUAAUCCAAGAACUUAAAUUCGCCUGGGGAGUCCCAAGUAUUGACAUUGCCGGAUGGUGCCAGGUUUACUUUGUGUUUUACAUGUUUGCGAUGUAUAUGAGUCCAUUUCUAAUUCUUGGAUUUACAAUUGAACGGUUUUUGUCAAUUAAAAGUCCUUUCAAAAGUCAAAGGUUUUCCGUAACAAAUCGGGGGCCUCUUGAGAUAUCUGGAAUCACCAUGCUUGCCCUCUUGCUGGCAAUACCUCAAAUGUUUUCGUGGGAAAUAAUACAGGGCGAAUGUCAAGGACCGCAUCAUGACUUUUAUGCCGUUUGGUCCUGGAUUUCAGACAGUCUCGUUUUCGUAAUAUUUCCUGUGACGUCACUUGUUCUUAAUUCUCUAGUGAUGAAAGCAGCAUCUAAGGCCGACAAAAAACGACAAAGUACUUUACCUCUAAAUCGAAGGAAGUCCACACCAGAAAAAUCUGCCCAUCACAAUAAAACAAAGCACAGUCCCUCCACCUUAACGUUAUUGUGUGUGUCAUUUUACAGGAUCAUAACAGUCAUACCGGUGACGAUUGCAUUCGCUCUUCAGGGAGAAUUCAAGCCAGGCAGUUUGGAACUCUCGCUGUCUGAAAUAAAGAACGAUGAUGUGUGGUCCGAUCAUUUUGUGUGGUACAGAGCGAAGAAAGCCGUGGACGAGAUCGGUCUAUCACAAUACAGCUGUAAUAUCUUCAUUUAUUUAAUCACCGCUACUCACUUUCGGCACGAAAUGAAGAGGCUGUUUUAUUUCGUGCCCUUUAUGCGGCCUGAUGCAGGAUUUUCUGGCAGUUUUAACAGAACUUCUAUAGAACUUAGUUUUCUUAGAAAUAAACCAAAGGAUAAAGUCGAUCAGUUAUAAAUGUUCUCGGUUUCUUGAUUCCAGUUCUUCUAAGCUCUACUGAUCAAAUACGUAAUGCAAUGAAAAGGUCUGCGUCUUCCGCCCGUUUGUCUAUUUCUGAACAACUUUUAACCACUUUACCUUUCUGCAGUUUAGUAUAUGUUUAAUAAAAUUUGGUAUAGAAGUAGAAAAUUUUUUUAAAAAAUUAUUAUGUAACGGUAUUAACGAUG
Molecule: messenger RNA, 1698 nt
Organism: Saccostrea cuccullata (small rock oyster)
Lineage: Eukaryota; Metazoa; Mollusca; Bivalvia; Ostreida; Ostreidae
Product: growth hormone secretagogue receptor type 1-like
Exons: 3
Coding region: 344-1489 (381 amino acids)
Biological process (GO): G protein-coupled receptor signaling pathway
Cellular component (GO): plasma membrane
Molecular function (GO): G protein-coupled receptor activity
Source: RefSeq, a predicted model, not a curated record